CAACUCAAACUCAAACUUCAUUCUUCAUUCAUCGAUUAAUUUAUAAUCAAUUAGUCAUAAUCUCUUUUUCUUUUCUUAACCAACACGAGAGAGAGAGAGAUGGAUUUUGAACUUCGAAGAGCGAGCGAGAAGAUAGCGAAAGAGCAAAAGGAGAGAAAGGAAAAAGCGAGAUUGAAACUGCAAAAGGAAAAGAAAGCGAAAGAAGAUGCUCGAAUACAAAGCGAAGCAAUCGAAGCUGCUCAAAGAUCUCGGGAUGUUAAAGAAUCCGAUUUUAACGUAACAAUACUAAAUUCAUCAUUCAUUCAUUUACUUUUCUCAAUUCAGGCUGACCAACAGAUGCAAGAAAACCUACUUGCUGGGAGGGGAAUUGUUUUUUAUCGUUUACUAGAAGCUGUACCUUAUCAAGGUAGUGGAGAUAAGAUCAAAUUGCCUCCUUCUUGUUUUACAGACUUGUCUGAUCAUGGUGCUCUUGAUAAGGGACCGAUGUACUUUCAGUUGUCGUUAAUUCAGAAGGAAGGUUCUUCAGGCAUUCAAGGUACUGAUGAAGACAAAAGAGGAACCACCCAUUCAGGAGUUUUAGAAUUCACCGCUGAUGAAGGUUCAGUAGGUCUUCCUCCUCAUGUAUGGAAUAAUUUAUUUUCUGAAGGUUUUAUGGAAUCUCCAUUGGUUGAAGUCCGUUAUGUUUGGCUUCCAAAAGGGACUUAUGCAAAACUUCAACCUGAAAGAGCAGGAUUUUCUGAUUUGCCAAACCAUAAGGCUAUUCUUGAAACAAGUCUUCGGCAGCAUGCUACUCUCUCUAAAGGUGACAUUUUCACCGUAAACUAUGGAGAACUUGAAUACAAAUUAAGGGUGCUUGAGUUAAAACCUUCUUCAAGUGUAUCUGUUUUAGAAACAGAUAUUGAAGUUGACAUAGUUGAUCCAAUUGAAUCCUUGGAAAAAACUGAUCAACAUGUUUUAAUUCCAGUUGUAUUUGGGACGUCACAAAUCGGAACAGUUGAUGAAGGAAAGUUUGUGUAUUACAAAUUUUCGAUUGACAAUGGCACUUGGGAGAAAAUCUCUAGUGGGAGUUCUAGUAUUGAGGUAAAACUAGAAGCUGAGACAAGUGAGGGAGACACUGAUCUUUUCAUUUCUAGACAUCCUCUCAUUUUUCCUACACGUCAUCAGCAUGAGUGGUCUUCCCAUGAUAUUGGAUCGAAGACUUUGAUUCUCAGUUCUAAAGAUAAAAACCUAGGUGCAGGGACUUACAGCAUUGGUGUAUACGGAUUUAAAGGAAUGACAAAAUACAAAGUAUCAGUCUCAAUCCAGGAUAAUUUCAACCAAAAAUUGGGUCAGCAAGCAUCAUCAUCUUCCAUGUCAUCCAUGGAAUUGGAUACUGAACAAUGUAGGAAUUGCAAGCAUUACAUACCUAGUAGGACAAUUGCGCUACAUGAAGCUUACUGUAGUAGGCAUAACGUUACAUGUCCGCAUGUAGGAUGUGGAAUUGUUCUUAGAAUUGAGGAGUCCAAAAAUCACAUUCACUGUGACAGGUGUGGUCAAGCUUUCCAACAGGUAGAAUUGAAAAAGCAUAUGAAAGUUUUUCACGAGCCACUUCAAUGCCCUUGUGGAAUAAUACUUGAGAAAGAGCAAAUGGUGGAACAUCAAGCAUCAGCUUGCCCUUUGCGGCUAAUUUCAUGCCGGUUUUGUGGUGACAUGGUUCAAGCUGGAAGUUCUGCCAUGGACGUCCGUGACAGAUUAAGAGGAUUGUCUGAACAUGAGAGUGUUUGUGGGUCAAGGACCGCACCCUGUGAUUCUUGUGGUCGCUCAGUGAUGUUGAAGGAAAUGGACAUUCACCAGAUUGCUGUUCAUCAAAAAGGCUAAGUCUGAUGUGUUCACAGCCCUUGGUAAUUAAUUAUAUAGAACUUAAGAGAAACAGGAAAUCAGAUUGGAAAGAUGAAACGUUUGUAUGUGCACCAUGGAUUUGUAUCAUUUUUAAGAGCAAUAUAACUUUGAAAACAACAUUAUUGUAUACAAGAAAGACAUUGUAAAGUUAUAAAAAAUUAAGAAUGCCUUGAAUUUUUUUAUUUAAAUAAAA
Messenger RNA from Cicer arietinum (chickpea), 2071 nucleotides. The record is from RefSeq and is a predicted model, not a curated record. NCBI's taxonomy places the organism in Eukaryota, Viridiplantae, Streptophyta, Magnoliopsida, Fabales, Fabaceae.